This is a messenger RNA of Myripristis murdjan (pinecone soldierfish), 1712 nucleotides long. RefSeq names its product cytokine receptor-like factor 1b (gene crlf1b). Gene Ontology annotation, molecular function: cytokine receptor activity; cytokine binding. Bases 221 to 1393 code for a protein of 390 amino acids. Lineage: Eukaryota; Metazoa; Chordata; Actinopteri; Holocentriformes; Holocentridae. The record is from RefSeq and is a predicted model, not a curated record. Gene Ontology annotation, biological process: positive regulation of tyrosine phosphorylation of STAT protein; cytokine-mediated signaling pathway. Gene Ontology annotation, cellular component: external side of plasma membrane; CRLF-CLCF1 complex; signaling receptor complex. The transcript is spliced from 8 exons.
GCCACCGCAGUCAACUUGGUCUUCUGACUUCCACUAGGCGAUCCAAAAUUUGAUCUGAAAGCAGUCGUUGGAGGGUGGAAGCUGCGCGAUUCCUCCCCCAUACUUUUGCCCCUCUUGUCUUCCUCACGUCCAAGUCGAGCAGGAGAACAGGACAGAGGAGGGGAAAGGGCAGAGAAAAGAACCCAAAGAGACAGACAGAGAGAGAGGGAGACCGUGAACAAUGUUUUCCUUGGUGUUUCUCAUCCUCCUCGUUCCACAUGUGUUGUUCUCCUCGACACAGGUAGCAGAGAUCUUCCCUCAGGAUCCUGUCCUGCGUAUCGGCUCCAGUCUGACGGCCACGUGCACGCUGAGCUCUGAGACGGGCCUGCAUGCCAGCACGCUGUACUGGACUCUGAAUGGGAAGCGUUUGGCCAGCAGCACCUAUGAGGUGGUGAGCGCCAGCGCCCUGAGCGUCACCCUUCACCGCCUCAACGGCUCCCAGCAGCAGUCUGGAGACAACUUGGUCUGCCAUGGGCGAGACGGACACGUCCUGGCCGGCUCCUGCCUCUAUGUGGGCAUGCCUCCAGAGAAGCCGGUUAACUUAACCUGUUGGUCCCGAAACACCAAGGACUUGAGCUGCAAGUGGAGCCCGGGGGGCCGAGGUGAAACCUUCAUCCGAACCAAAUACACCCUCAAGUACAAAUUGAGGUGGUAUGGGAGAGAGAAGGAGUGUGAAGACUACACCACGGGCCAGCAGCGCUACUCCUGCUACAUCCCUCGUGACCUCGCCCUCUUCACCCCGUAUGAGAUCUGGGUGGAGGCAGCCAAUCAGCUGGGCUCAGCCACCUCUGACAUCAUCACCCUGGACAUCCUGGACGUGGUGACCACCGACCCGCCUGACAACGUGCUGGUGAGUCGAGUCGGGGAGCUGGAGGACCAGCUGACCGUGCGCUGGGCCAGUCCUCCAGCACUCAAAGACUUCCUGUUUCAGGCCAAAUAUCAGAUACGCUACAGACUGGAGGACAGCAGCGAGUGGAAGGUGGUGGAUGACGUUGGGAACCAGACAUCUUGUCGUCUGGCAGGCCUUCGGGCCGGGACGGUCUAUUUUGUGCAGGUGAGGUGUAACCCAGUGGGCAUCUAUGGGUCCAGAAAGGCUGGCAUCUGGAGCGACUGGAGCCACCCGACCGCAGCCUCAACACCCAUCAGUGAGCGGCUGCAGAGCGGCUCGUGUGAUCCAAAGUCCGGAGAGCAGAACUCCACCCUGCGGCGGGAACUCAAGCAGUUCUUCGGCUGGGUCCGCAAACACGCCUACGGCUGCAGCGGCAUGUCAAUCAAACUGUACGACCAGUGGAGGGUGUGGCUGCAGAAAUCGCACAAAACGCGCAACCAGAUUCUACAAGAAGAUAAUUCAUAGCACCCACCGAGCGCCACUGAGGUAUUUAAUUCAGGAACAGCAUCAAGAAACACUGACAGAUACGGGCCCCGAGGGUCCCAGUUGUGUGAGAGGUCCAGCCCCCUUGGAUGUGGGAUAUUGCAGAGUUUGGUUAUACAGGCUUAACUUAAGUUUACAGGAACCCAUGUGGAACAGAGAAGAUAACUGAAGUGAGACGACGCAGUGUUUUUCUGUGACUCCGCUGGCCAACCAGGAUUAGAAUUAAGUGGAAGCCUUCUUUGAUCUGAUAGCCAUAUCUCUCCGUUAGAGCUGUAUUACACACAGACACACACACACACAC